AUGUAUUCCUGGAAGUCAAAAUUUAAGUUUGGAAAGUCAAAAGAAGAAAAAGAGACUAAGCAUAGUGGGUUUUUCCACUCUUCUAAAAAAGAAGAACAACAGAGUAAUCAUGCAACUGUUGGUGAGCAGGAUAUUUCAGUUACGCGUUCAUCUUUAGACAGAAAGGGCACGAUAAAUCCUUCGAAUUCAUCAGUUGUUCCGGUUCGUGUUUCAUGCGAUGCAUCCUCAUCGACCUCUACUGUACGAGAUUCGAACGGUGGAAACACAGAAAACACCAAUACGUCUCAGAAUAUAGAUGAAACAGCAAAUAUUGGGUCUACAGGAACACCUAACAAUGCCACUUCAAGUUCAGGAAUGAUGACUAUUAAGGUAUAUAAUGGUGAUGACUUUAUUUUACCUUUUCCUAUCACUUCGAGUGAGCAAAUACUGAAUAAGUUAUUGGCGUCCGGUGUUCCACCGCCACAUAAGGAAAUAACUCAAGAAGUAGAUGCUCUAAUCGCCCAACUAUCUCGCGUUCAGCUAAAGAAUCAGGGUCCCGCAGAUGAGGAUCUAAUUUCUAGUGAGUCAGCAGCAAAGUUCAUUCCAUCUACUAUCAUGUUACCAGGGUCUACGACUUUAAAUCCUUUACUUUAUUUCACUAUUGAAUUUGAUAACACAGUUGCCACUAUUGAAGCAGAAUAUGGCACAAUCGCUAAACCUGGCUUCAAUAAGAUAUCCACAUUUGAUGUCACCAGAAAAUUGCCAUAUUUAAAGAUUGAUGUAUUUGCAAGAAUUCCGUCAAUUCUUUUGCCAUCGAAGUCAUGGCAACAGGAAAUGGGUUUACAAGACGAGAAACUUCAGACCAUCUUUGAUAAAAUUAACUCCAAUCAAGAUAUACAUUUAGAUUCUUUCCAUUUACCCAUUAACUUGAGUUUUGACUCUGCAGCCAACAUUAGAUUAUAUAACCACCAUUGGAUUACUCUAGAUAAUGGUUUAGGUAAGAUCAAUAUUAGUAUUGACUACAAGCCCUCAAGGAAUAAACCCUUAUCCAUCGAUGAUUUCGACCUUUUGAAGGUUAUCGGUAAGGGUUCAUUUGGCAAAGUUAUGCAGGUCAGAAAGAAAGAUACACAAAAAAUUUACGCUUUGAAAGCAAUUAGGAAAUCAUACAUUGUGUCUAAAUCAGAAGUUACGCAUACGUUGGCGGAAAGAACGGUUUUAGCACGCGUUGAUUGCCCAUUUAUUGUGCCUUUGAAAUUUUCUUUUCAAUCACCAGAAAAGUUAUACUUUGUUUUAGCUUUCAUCAACGGUGGUGAGUUAUUUUAUCAUUUACAAAAGGAAGGGAGGUUUGAUUUAUCACGUGCUAGGUUUUAUACGGCAGAGUUAUUGUGUGCACUAGACAACUUGCACAAACUAGAUGUCAUCUAUCGUGAUUUGAAACCAGAGAAUAUCUUACUGGAUUAUCAAGGCCACAUUGCUCUUUGUGAUUUUGGACUGUGUAAAUUAAAUAUGAAGGACGAUGAUAAGACGGACACCUUUUGUGGCACCCCAGAAUAUUUAGCACCCGAACUAUUAUUAGGUUUGGGCUAUACAAAGGCAGUAGAUUGGUGGACUUUAGGGGUCUUAUUAUAUGAAAUGUUGACAGGGCUUCCUCCUUAUUAUGAUGAAGAUGUUCCAAAGAUGUACAAGAAGAUUUUGCAGGAGCCGCUAGUUUUUCCAGACGGAUUUGAUAGAGAUGCAAAGGAUUUACUGAUCGGCUUAUUAAGUCGUGAUCCAACAAGAAGAUUAGGCUACAACGGUGCUGACGAGAUUCGUAAUCACCCUUUUUUCAGCCAAUUAUCCUGGAAGCGUUUGAUGAUGAAGGGUUAUAUUCCGCCAUACAAACCGGCUGUCAGUAAUUCUAUGGAUACUAGUAAUUUUGACGAGGAAUUUACUAGGGAAAAGCCAAUCGAUAGUGUGGUAGAUGAAUAUUUAAGCGAAAGUGUUCAAAAGCAAUUUGGUGGCUGGACAUACGUUGGAAAUGAACAACUGGGUAGCUCGAUGGUGCAAGGCAGAAGCAUUCGAUAG
Messenger RNA from Saccharomyces mikatae IFO 1815, 2043 nucleotides. It is a transcript of the gene YPK1, whose product is annotated as serine/threonine protein kinase YPK1. NCBI's taxonomy places the organism in Eukaryota, Fungi, Ascomycota, Saccharomycetes, Saccharomycetales, Saccharomycetaceae. Gene Ontology annotation, molecular function: ATP binding; protein serine/threonine kinase activity. The transcript has a single exon. The record is from RefSeq and is a predicted model, not a curated record. Gene Ontology annotation, biological process: protein phosphorylation. The coding region runs from base 1 to 2043 and encodes 680 amino acids.